AGUUCAACAGUUUGCAAUUUCAGAUGUUUGCAACAAUUGACUAAUGCACCUGUUUACAAACAGAUUUUCAUAAAUUCGGUUCGUGAUAUUCCCCUGGAUUUUUUACUUCAGAACUCGCCGGAUGAAUCAAUACCAGUUUGUGAUUUCAUUCCUUCAUUGAACCCAUGCGGCCUUGCAGCAACACUAUCAUUCAUUGUCGAUACUAAUCGCGUUCCCGUUUGCGAUUUAAGCUCGGAUAAUCUCGGACAAUGGAACACGAAGGAUGGUCAGCGUAUGAGUGUUCGUAAAUUUUACUAUAAGGAAAAACUGAAAUGUGCUGAAGGAGAACAUGAUUUCUGUGUUAUAAGGCGUAAAUAUACGCACCCACAUUGCGUACCACCAAAUUCGGUUCGAAAGGUAAUUUGGUAUGCGGUUAUUUCUUAUUUUAUCGAUUCGGAUGCGCAAGUUCCCAUAAUACCACACGGCAAUUCCAAAAAAAAUGACAAAGGUUAUGUGAGAACUCGUCCAAGUGAGAUUAGAAAACGUCUUUCCAAAUCCAAAUAUAAGUACAGCGAAAUCAAUUCUUAUCCACUGGAAGUUGCCAUUUCUGACGCUGAUGUAGAUGUAAUCGAUGAGGGUGAAGAAGGAAUUGCAUGUUCUUCUGAUGAAGGGAACUCUGAUAUUAUUGUUGUUGAUCCUCUAGAAGAUAGUAAUGGAAAUUCAUAUUCAGAUAUCAAUAUAUCAGAUGAGGAAAUGAUUAAACGCAUUGCGGAAAUUACAACUGCGCCUUUAUUUUCAUGCAAAUAUAUUAAUGCUAUUGGUCAAGUACCUAUCGAACUUCUUCGGCGAAGCGAUUUGUCGGCUGAUUUAGCACCAGUAAAUUACAGUGUCCCUCAAAUUCAGAUUACUGGUAAAGGAGUAUGUAUGUCAUUCAUCGUCGAAUGUAGCCAAAUACCAAUUCCAGAAUUUCGUCGAGUUAUUUACAUUGAUGCAAAAAUUUUAGGCUCAUGGAAUACGAAGUGUGGUAAACGGGUUUCUGUUUAUAAGUUCUUUUUUAACAAAAGUAAAAUGAAAUGUUUGGAAGGAGAGCACGAAUAUUGCGUUUUGCGGAAGAAAUAUGUUCAUCCGUUUGCAAAUCCUCCAAAUUCAGUGAGAAAAGUCAUAUGGCUAGUGAGAAGAUUCGACAAAACUUACUAUAGGUUUUUAUCUCUAAACCGCUUCUAUGAAUAUGUCUUAAUAACAUAUCGCAUUCAAGAUGAUGCUGUUGUCGAAAGACAUAUUUCAAAAUCACCUCACCGUACAUAUCAACCAUUGCCUCCUAUGGAACCUGUUGAUGAAGAAGUUAUCACGAGCGAAAUAAUGCGAAUAACACAAAGUCCUGUUUAUUUGAAGCGAUUUAUCAAUAAUAUCCAAGAGUUUCCAUUUCAAUUACUUCUUACACCUUGGAAUUUGGACGAACCAGUUUGUUACAGUGUGCCACAUAUUGACAUUUUGCGUGAACCAACUAAAGUUGCUGUUCAGUUGUCUUUUAUUAUUGAUACUUCCAAAGUCGCUGUUUCAGAUCUUAGUACUGACAAUCUUGGACAGUGGAACACAUCACACGGUCGACGUAUGACAUUAAGAAAAUUCUUUUUUAAUCGUGAGAAACGACGCUGUCUAAGGGAAGACCAUUAUUACGUAGUUACUCGUAAAACCUAUGUGCAUCCAAAUAGUAUCCCUGAUGGAGCAGUGAGGAAAAUUAUUUGGCAAUUAAGUACAGAUCGCGGCUUCACAAGGUACGCAUUAAUAACAUUUGAUAUUGGUGCUGAAACUGUUGUGGAAGCUAUUCCGCACGGCAAUUCGAAAACGAAUACUGAAGUUUAUGUGAGGAGAGAACCAAGUUUAACUAUAAACGAAAGAAGGGCUCAGAGAAGAAUUGAAAGAACUAGACAGUUGAGUUUUUAUUUUUUAUUGUAUUUAAGCACCUCACCUUCAUCCAAACGAAGCAGGUUGACAGCUCCAUCUUCUAUUACACUUUAUGGAGAAGAAUUCAUUGAAGGGAUGGAUGGCACUUAUUUAACGCAUGAAGAUUUGAUGAUACGCAUGGCCCAGUCAAGUUCUCGCAGAUAUACUCGCCCAUAUCAUAAUGACGAGCCGUUUAAUUUAGUGUUUCUUAUGGAUCAGAAUGUGGGCCUUAUCCAGUGUGCAUCAUGCGGAGUUGACUUUUCUCGUCAUGCUCAUCCACCUGAAGAUAUAGUGCUUGAACACAUUGAGCGAUUUUGGAAUCAAAGAACUGGAUGUUUUUCCUUGCAACAAAUGCAAAAAAGAUAUAUCCACGCAAGACUGGAAUGUGUUCUUUCUCGUUAUGAAUAUUUUACAACGGUGGAUUUCUUAUCCAUAUCACCUGAUGUGAGAAUGCGUCUUACUGAUGCUCAUCAGCAAUACCUAAGUGUUGAAUUUGGGUGUUCAUAUAUUUAG
Messenger RNA from Dracunculus medinensis (Guinea worm), 2436 nucleotides. The record is from the annotation of a GenBank genome assembly. Lineage: Eukaryota; Metazoa; Nematoda; Chromadorea; Rhabditida; Dracunculidae.